UAACCAUAUUUCUUCUAAAAUGCUAGAAAAUGACACUUUAUUUUGCCUGAGUGAACUCUUUUGGGAAAUUUUCUGAUAAAAGAUGCAGAAAAACCAGUUUUUUUGGGGACAACCCCUUCUUGGGCUUCCAGAACCAUGUUUCAUCUUUUCAGGCAGCAUUUGAUCAUCAAAAAAGAAAAUGGCUACUAUAUCAGAUAUUACAGUGUCUGCUGCCAUUAACAGUCUAUCUGCGUUACUAUUUCUUGUGGCAUUUGCUGUUUUUCGUCUACAACCCAUGAAUGAUCGAGUUUAUUUCCCAAAAUGGUAUCUCAAAGGCAUACGGGAAAAUCCAAGCACUACGGGACCUUUUGUGAAGAAAUUUGUAAAUCUAGAUUGUAGAAUGUAUCUAAGAUUCUUGAAUUGGGUGCCUGCUGCAUUAAAAAUGCCUCAACUUGAGCUUAUAGAUCAUGCAGGCCUUGAUUCUGCUGUGUAUAUUCGAAUCUAUCUUCUCGGCUUGAAAAUAUUUGUUCCUAUUGCUAUACUUGCUUUUGCUGUGCUGUUACCUGUCAAUUAUACUGGGGAGAAUUUCAAGAUAAUGAGCCUUAAUAUGAAAGAUUUAACAUUCGGUGAGAUAGACAAGUUCUCGAUAUCUAAUGUCCCACCUGGAUCAAAAAGGUUAAUUGCACAUAUAGCAAUGGCGUAUGUCUUCACAUUUUGGACAUGUUAUUCUCUUUAUAAGGAAUACAAAAUUGUAACCGACAUGAGGCUACACUUUUUGGCUUCUCAAAGCCGUCGUCCGGAUCAAUUUACUGUUCUUGUGAGGAAUGUCCCAGCAGAUCCUGAUGAAUCUGUUAGUGAACAUGUUGAACAUUUCUUUUGUGUUAAUCACCCAGAUCAAUAUCUUGUACAUAAGGUGGUCUACAAUGCAAAUAAGCUUGCGAAAAUGGUGGACCAGAAGAAAGAUUUACAUAACUGGCUUAUUUACUACACAAAUAAGUUUGAGAGAAAACCCAAUAAGAGGCCAACCACAAAGACAGGUUUUUGGGGUCUCUGGGGAAAAAAGAUUGAUGCAAUAAAUUACUACACGGAAGAAAUUGAGAAGUUGAGCAAAGAAGAAGUAGCAGAACGAGAAAGAGUCAUUGAUGACCCGAAAGCUGUCGUCCCAGCUGCGUUUGUUUCAUUCAGAUCACGAUGGGGUGCAGCUGUUUGUGCUCAAACACAACAAACAAAGAACCCAACUCGCUGGCUUACAGAUUGGGCUCCUGAGCCACGCGAUGUUUACUGGAACAACCUAGCAAUACCUUUCUUGGAACUCAAUGUGCGGAAAUUGAUCAUGGGUGCUGCUUUUUUUGGUCUUACGUUCUGUUUCAUGUUCCCUAUUGCCUUUGUUCAAACUUUGGCCAACAUCGAAUCAAUUGGAAAAGUACUUCCCUUUUUGAAACCUGUUAUCAAUAAAGGAUCUGCCAAGUCUUUCAUUCAAGGAUUUCUUCCUGGGAUUGUGUUAAAGAUUUUUCUUUUGGUUCUUCCGAUGAUUCUGAUGGAAAUGUCUAAAAUAGAGGGGUACACCGCAGUCUCGGCUUUGGAAGCAAGAUCAGCUGGAAAAUAUCAUCUCUUUUUACUCGUGAACGUGUUUCUUGGAAGCAUUGUCACCGGAACAGCUCUGCAGCAACUCAAAGAGUUCCUGAGCCAGUCAGCAUCCGAGAUUCCAAAAACCGUGGGCGUGUCGAUUCCAAUGAAAGCAACGUUUUUUAUUACAUAUAUUAUGGUAGAUGGUUGGGCUGGUGUUGCUGCUGAGAUCUUUAGAAUGGUUCCGUUGAUUCUGUAUCACUUGAAGAAUGUUUUCUUGGUGAAAACCGAAAAGGACAGAGAGGAGGCGAUGGAUCCUGGUUCAUUGGCUUGGCCAAUAACCGAGCCCCGUUUACAGUUGUACUUCUUGCUUGGGCUUGUCUACUCUACUGUCACUCCUAUACUUCUCCCAUUCAUAAUCACAUUCUUUGCUUUCGCCUAUCUUGUUUUCCGUCACCAGGUAAUUAAUGUCUACAACCAGAAGUACGAGAGUGCGGCAUCCUUUUGGCCAGAUGUUCAUCGGCGUAUUAUUAUUGGUCUAAUAAUUUCACAAAUUACGCUGUUAGGAUUACUGAGCACUAAACAGGCGGCAAACUCGACACCUUUUCUAAUCGUACUUCCGGUCUUAACCAUUUGGUUUCAUCGGUUUUGCAAGAACCGGUUUGAAUCCGCAUUCCGUAAAUUCCCAUUACAGGAUGCAAUGAUCAAAGAUACAUUAGAAAGGGCAACAGAACCGCAAUUGGAUCUGAAGGCAUAUCUGAAGGAUGCUUAUAUACAUCCAGUUUUCAAAGGCGGGGAGGUUGAAUUGACAGAUAUUGAUGAGGAUGAUGAUUUUCAUCUAGUUGCAACAAAGCGGAGUUCGCGUAAAGGGAGUCAAGUUGGAAGUCAAGUCGGAACUCGAGAAGGUAGUCCUGAUGACAGGACGGGUAUUUUUGCUGUUUAAAAUUUGUACAUUUGAACCAUUAUUUUUCUCUAUUCUUUGUAUAAAAGUUAGAUUUUUGAGUGCUAAA
This is a messenger RNA of Erigeron canadensis, 2555 nucleotides long. Its product is annotated as CSC1-like protein At4g02900. The record is from RefSeq and is a predicted model, not a curated record. The coding region runs from base 179 to 2488 and encodes 769 amino acids. Gene Ontology annotation, molecular function: calcium-activated cation channel activity. NCBI's taxonomy places the organism in Eukaryota, Viridiplantae, Streptophyta, Magnoliopsida, Asterales, Asteraceae. Gene Ontology annotation, cellular component: plasma membrane. The transcript has 12 exons.